Molecule: messenger RNA, 2426 nt
Organism: Myiozetetes cayanensis
Lineage: Eukaryota; Metazoa; Chordata; Aves; Passeriformes; Tyrannidae
Gene: IBA57
Product: iron-sulfur cluster assembly factor IBA57
Exons: 3
Coding region: 44-1039 (331 amino acids)
Cellular component (GO): mitochondrial matrix
Molecular function (GO): protein binding
Source: RefSeq, a predicted model, not a curated record
GCGGCGGGCGGCGGCGGGCGCGGGCUCCCCUGACGGCGCCGCCAUGUUGGUGAGGGCGGUAACGGCGCCGGGGCUCCGCCGCCUGUGCCGGGGCGGGCGGGGCUCUCCCGCCGCCUGCUUCCCGCCGGGCCGGGCGCUGCUGGGCGUGCGUGGCGCCGAGGCCGCCGCGCUCCUGCAGGGGCUGCUCACCAAUGACGUCACGCAGCUGGCGGGGGGGGCGGCGGGCGGGGCCCCCCCCGCGAUGUACGCGCACGCGCUGAACGUGCAGGGCCGCUGCCUGUAUGACGUCAUCCUGUACAGGCUCCACGGGAGCGCGGGAGAGGAGCCUCACAUCCUGCUGGAGUGCGACAGCAGCGUCCUGGAGCCCCUCCAGAAACACCUGAAGCUGUACAAGAUCCGCAGGAAAGUCGACAUCGCCCCUUGCCCUGACCUCUCCCUGUGGGCUGUCAUCCCCGGGGAAGGGGCUGGAGAUGCCUCCGGCUCCCUCCCAAAACGUGCAGGCCAGGCUGUGCUCCUCACUCCCGACCCCAGGGCGGGAGUCAUGGGCUGGAGGCUGAUCACAAAGAAAGGAGCCAACCCGUCGGAGAUCAUCCCCGGGAGCCGCGUUGGGGACGUUCAGGAUUACCACAGGCACAGGUACAAGCAAGGAAUUCCUGAAGGUGUGAAGGAUCUCCCUCCUGGGGUCGCCCUCCCUCUGGAAUCCAACCUGGCCUACAUGAACGGCAUCAGCUUCACCAAGGGCUGCUACAUCGGGCAGGAGCUGACGGCCAGGACACACCACAUGGGCGUCAUCCGCAAGCGCCUGCUCCCCGUCUCCUUCUUGGCUCCGCUCCCCAGAGACGGCAUUCCCGAGGGCGCCGAGAUCCUCACCGAGUCGGGAAAGGCGGCCGGGAGGUUCCGGGCUGGAGGAGGUGACCUCGGGAUAGCCCUGCUGAGGUUGGCUCACCUAAACGAGCCGCUCUGCAUAAACGUGGGAGGGGACAGAGUGCGGCUCAGCGCGAGCACGCCCGAGUGGUGGCCCAAAACUGCUGCUAAGUAGGUGAGGAGCCGCCUGUUUGCCUUACGGGGGAUGUUGAUUUGUGGGAGAAGUUCGGCCUGCGGCUGGUGGUGGUGGUGUUGGAUGGAAGGGGCGUUACAGGAUGCGUCGAAUCUGGACUGAACAGCGGGAACCCAAAGCUGCGAGGUCUGAUCAACCUCUGAGCGUUGUGGAGAGAGAGACACAGGGAAGUGCACCUUUUCCUGGGGGUAAUCCCUGCUUAUUUAGGGGUUGCCACGUGUUGUUGGGUUGGGCUGUGAGUGGAUUUUGAGUCUGGCCCUCCACCAGCCUGUGCUGCGUGCGGGAUGUGGGGCGCGUUCCCGCUGAACUGAGCGGUGGGAGCAGGAGAUUCCCCGUUCCACGCACGGAGUGUUUCCGUUCAGAAUAACCAUUUUGUGAUAUUAUUAUGAUUUUUUUUGUUUUCUUCUUUUGAGUGGAGAUCAUGCUGCUCUUACAUAUAUUCUCAGGCUAAAAGCGUUUACUGCAAAUUACUCCUUGCGUUGAGCUGCUCAAACUCACUGAUGGGUGUGGGUGUUUCUCCCCACCGCUGGAAUUGUGUUCAGGAAGAGGAAAACCUUGUACUUCACAUUUGAGGCCUUGAGUUUUAAGUUGGCGUUUCUUUGCUUCGUUUUUUUUCCGGCCCCCAACGCUCUUCUGCCUUCCCAAUUUUCCCUGCUCCUGCAGUCAGCAUAUUCCUCUUUGCUUCCAAAGCCAAAACCAGCUCUGUGCCUCCUACCCCUGUCAACCUGCAGUGUUGAUUUACAGGAGCCCUUUCUAUUUUUGUAUUACAAUAAAUCCAUUGCACAAGGGCAUGAUGAGAGAGGUGCCCAGGUCUCCCCACCCCCAACAUUUUGACCAAAAAAACCCCAACCUGUUGCAUGAAUAUUUGUAGCAAAACCCGUCCAAAGCACAUUCUGCCACUGUUUCAGUGUUACUGUGAAAGGAAGUUGUCUGUGAAAAAUUCUCGUAUUGAUUAAAACUCUGUGGUUGCUGUAAGAUGAAUAUGUGGAAUAUCUUGUUAAUUAUAUCUAAUUUAAAAAUUGUUUAUCCGAAGGAGAAGAGAUGAUGCCUUUCAUUUGCCUGGGGUGAAGACACACAACAGGACAAAUACUUUUUCAGGUUGCUUGCUGACAAGAAAAACACUUCAGACUGUUGGUCAGGUUGGGGAUUGUUAUCAGAGCCAUUCUGCUGGAAAAAAAAUAAAUGAAACUGGAUCCUCCAAGUGCCACAAAGGCGAGGCUGUGCUGCUCGCUGAUGCUGCUUUGCCAGAAGCAGCUUUUCCUCUCUGCCACCCAUUGUGCAAAGUCUCCACAGAAUAGUUUUAUUGUCCCAGUGUGAGCAGAGCCCGAAUAAACACUGAAUAAACUCCUCUGUUUGGGGAAGCCCUGAA